This is a messenger RNA of Glycine soja, 1224 nucleotides long. RefSeq names its product transcription factor MYB108-like. The record is from RefSeq and is a predicted model, not a curated record. Gene Ontology annotation, cellular component: nucleus. The transcript has 3 exons. Gene Ontology annotation, biological process: regulation of DNA-templated transcription. Gene Ontology annotation, molecular function: sequence-specific DNA binding; DNA-binding transcription factor activity. Bases 273 to 1055 code for a protein of 260 amino acids. Lineage: Eukaryota; Viridiplantae; Streptophyta; Magnoliopsida; Fabales; Fabaceae.
GAACUAUUUGGCAGCCCACCAAAAUUGUUUUGGUAUAGAAAAUUACUUCUACCCAAAAGUGCAAAUCCUCCUAAAUCCAACGACGGAUGAGUUUGAUCCUCAAAUCUAUUUAUAUAAUCACCUUCAUUAGUAUGAUCUUACUUAUAACAGAAUUAGCCAAACCAUAUCUCAACCAAAACUAUUACCUCUCUCUCUUUUCUCUCUAACAAACACUCCAUAAACGGAAAAGAAAAGCCACACAACAAUUAAUUAAGUUGUUAAAUUUUUGUGAGAUGGAGAGGAGUUUAUCAGGAAGUAGUGAAGAGGAGAUGUCAAUAACGAAAGGUCCAUGGACAGAGGAAGAGGAUUCUGUUCUCUUCAAUUACAUCACUGUCCAUGGGGAAGGUCACUGGAACUCUGUCGCUCGCUACACAGGUCUAAAACGAACAGGCAAAAGCUGCAGAUUAAGAUGGUUAAACUACUUGCGUCCAAAUGUUCGACGUGGGAACAUAACCCUCGAAGAACAGCUCUUGAUUCUUGACCUCCAUUCCCGUUGGGGCAACAGGUGGUCGAAAAUAGCUGAACAUUUACCAGGAAGAACAGACAACGAGAUAAAGAACUAUUGGAGAACGAGAGUGGUAAAGCAGGCUAAGCAACUAAAGUGUGAGGUGAACAGCAAGCAAUUCAGGGACACGUUGCGUUUUGUGUGGAUGCCACGUAUGUUAGAGCGGAUCCAAGCUCAGGCCUCAUCAUCAUCAUCAUCAUCAUCAGGCCAAGCCCACCAAACCACGUUAAUCUCCAACGCUCAAGCACACAGUGACCCUUGCGGAGUCAUGACGACCAACCCAAGUUUGUUGUCGGAGGUGUCAUCAUCAGCCCUUGAUGCCCACGCGCCUUCUCUCUAUGACUCUAGUGCGUCUUACAAUCUAAUGGGUGGUGGUAGUUCCUCAUCGUAUAGUGCAGAAUAUUGCUACUACUCGGACAUAGCAGGAAAUGGUUUUGGUGGUUCGGACUUGUGGACGGAUGAAAAUAUUUGCUUUCUGCAACAGCUGCUCGCUGAUCAUGACUUGUCGUGAAACAUGCAUCUUUGUUUUAAACUUAGGUGAAAUUAAUUUGCAUCUAUCAAGUAUCAACGUAACUAUUAUUAUGUAUACUUCAAUUAAUUUCAAGAGAACUGCUAUUUGUUGUAAAUUUAAUUUAGCCUGAUUUCUAAGAGAUAAUGAUGAGUAUUUUAAUUUCCCAGAA